Molecule: messenger RNA, 3150 nt
Organism: Chironomus riparius
Lineage: Eukaryota; Metazoa; Arthropoda; Insecta; Diptera; Chironomidae
Source: the annotation of a GenBank genome assembly
GUCAACAUCUGCUCUCGUGUGUAAUAUAUUCUUUAAGUUUUCUCUCUUCAAAAAAAAAACUUUUUGUAUGCCGGUUGUACACAAAAGAUAAUAAUAUAAGAGAGUUAUAUUAUAUGAAGAAAGAAAAAAUGCCAAGGACUUUGUGAAAGAAAUACUCAUAAAAGAACAUAAAUUAAUAUAAAAUAAAUUCUAGAUGAAAUAAAAUCAUAUUAAAAUUGAUAAAAACUAAGGAUAAAAAAAAAAUAAGUGAAAAUGGAUUUAUGAUAGCACCUAAAUUCUCUUAAAAAAUAAUUCAAAGAGAAUCUAAAACUUAGAAAGAUAAUUUCUUAAGAAAAAAAAAAAAUUCGUGUAGUGUAAAAUUUAAGAAUUUUUAUAAAAAAAAAUAUAUAUAUCAAAAUGUUGGACGGUGUUAAUGAAUACGAUUUAGAAUUAUGUGAAUGCACAAGAUUGAUCUCAAACACAUUCACUAUUGAUUCCGCUGGAAUAUCACCCGCAACACGACAAAUUCAACAACAGUCUCGUGGAGUUCAACGAAGACGCAACACAAUUCCACAACAUAUUAAUUUUGACACCAAAUGUGACUCCCCAAUUAAAGGAAAUAUGGAUAGUGAGGAAGACAUUUCGUUCUACUCUUCAAACAGCCCAGCAUCGAGUCCGCGACAUUGCGCCACUCUUCCAUGUCAUAACGAUGAUAUUGGAUAUUUAUCACCUGGAACUAGUCCGUCAAUUUUUACAAUUGAACAUAAUGCAAUGCAUUCAAAUAGUCACGAAUCAAUGUCCAUGCAAUCGGAUAUUGGCAAUAAUAGUAAUAAUAGAAGAAAUCAUUCAUCAUCAACAUCAUCGUUUAAUUUCCUUAAACCUAAAUGUCCUGAAAGUUUUUCUAUUGAUUCACCAACAAACCUUCAUCGUACACCUUCAAAAUUCUCAUUAACAUCAAAUGGAAGUAGUCGGAUGGGCAAUGGUUUUAAAGUUUUCCAUAGCCUCUCAUCAGGAUCAAAUGAAUCAAUGGAUCCAGAUGAUGACUAUAUGGAACUUAUGGAAAUGGAAAAUAUGGAUGAAGAUGCCCAAAUGCCAAAUGAUCUCAAUUCAUUAUUUUGUAAAGAUAUUAAAAAUUCCAGAACGCCUGAAAUGAAAAAGCCAAAUACAUUUGUAAGAAAAUGUCUAAACAUGGACACAUCAACAAAUUCAUCAAUUAGCAACCUUUUCAAUAGUCCUUCCACCCCAAAAUCAAGUACAAUUACAUCACUAAUAACAACACCAGAGCGGCAAUGUCUAGCUACGAUAAAUGACAAUAUAACACCAUUUGGAAGCAUUCGUAAUCCAAGUACAGGUGCUUUCAAACGACCUGAACCACCAACAAUCAGCCCUGUUCAAAGUAAACGAUACAAAUGUGAAAAUUCAGUUUCAAGUUCAGCAACAAUUGUUUCAAUAAAUCAAUCACCUUUACAACCAAAGAGACCAAUUCUUAGGAAGUCUGUAUCAAUGAAUGAUUCAGCAAUAAUCAUGAGUGCACUUUCACGUUCUUCUGAAGAGAAGAACUUAAUUGGAGAUUUUAGUAAAACAUUUUGUCUUCCACUCAUUGAUGGACGACAUACAGAUCUCAAAUCAAUAUCUGCCGAAACAAUGCGCAGAUUACUUCAAGGUGAAUUUGAUGACUCUGUAGCUUCAUACAAAGUUAUCGAUUGCCGUUAUCCAUAUGAAUUUGAAGGUGGCCACAUUAGAGGCGCAUUAAAUUUAUGGACACAAGAACAAAUAAUCGAAGAAUUAGUAAGCAAGAAGACAGAAACACCUGCUGUUGAUGGUGAUGGACAAAAACGAAAUAUUCUGAUAUUCCAUUGUGAAUUUUCAUCAGAACGUGGUCCAAAAUUAUCACGAUUUUUAAGAAAUCACGAUAGAAUGUCCAGUCCAUAUCCUGCAUUGCAUUAUCCAGAAAUUUAUUUGCUCCAUAAUGGCUAUAAAGAAUUCUUUGAGACUAACAGCAAUUUGUGUGAACCACAUGCCUACCGACAAAUGUUAGACUCUAACUUCAGCAAUGAAUAUAAACUUUUCCGUGCAAAGUCAAAAAGUUGGGGAGGUGAUGCGCGAGCACCAGGAACAGUUCGCCUGACAAAGUCACGUUCACGUUUAGUGUUGUGAUUUUUCACACAUUUAAAUGUAAAAUAAAAAAAAAAUCCUAAGUUCCUUUUGACGGGUUACAAUUGAUGGAUGGGAAGACUUCCUUGCAUGGAAUUUAAUUCUACUCAUGUCAUACACGUUUUAUGGAAAAAAAAUCUGCUCAAUCAUUACUUAUUGGGUCAUUAUUAGAUUAGUCAAGGGAAACAAAAUAAUGACUGCAUAAGAUCGAUUAAGAUAUUUAAGAAGAAAAUGGGUUGUUGUUGUUGUGUGUUGGAUAUAUGUAAACUGUAUAUAUGUGAUGAUUUUUAUAGAUGAUUGAGAAGCAUAGAUAAAAAAUUAAAUUGACGCAAAAAAUCAGGAAAUAGGAAGUUUAAUUGAUUUAAAUUUUAUCAUGAUGUUAGAUUAAAGGUACGAAAAAGGUUUAAAAAAAUUAAUUUUAACUAAUUAGCGUAAUUUAUUGAAAAAAAAACACACUAAAUUGAGAUACAUUUGAAGUAAACUCAAAAUUUAAUUUUUUAUCUGUGAUUUUAGUAUUAAUGGUAAAAUUUAGAGAUUUUUGACACACACAAAAAUGCAAUGUUUAAAUUACAUUUAGCACAAAAAAUGCAAAGUAAUUAAAUUUAUAUUUUUUUUAUAUUAAAAAUAAAAAUGAAAAGAACAAUAUUUGUUGAGGACAAUAUGCUUCUCUCAUAACAAUUUAAACACUGAUUAUCAUUUAAUAAGUUUCUUUUAUUAUUUCUUUAGUUUAUUCUUUGUUGAAUAAAUAAACUUUUAUUGAAGAUGGAUCUUUAUUCAAAAAUUCUGAUUAUGAUUUUAUUUUUGUUUUCUUUAUUAUUUUUAUUAUUUUAACUUUAUUAUUUAUCACAAACUUACCAACAAAAUGUGCAAAUUCAUUGAAUUUUUUUUAAAUAAAUUUUUAAAAUUUCUUUCAUUAAUUUAAAAUUUUUAAAAUUUAGAAAAAUUUGAAAUGCCACAAAAUUUUAAUUAAUAAUACAUGAUUUAAAUGAAAAAUAUAACACAAUAGCCACAUAAUUU